AUGCAGCUGCUAGCCUCAUCAAAAUCGAGUUGGCAGUACCUUGGAGUCUUAACCCAAUUGGUGCUUGCUCAGCAAGUUAAUUCUGCACCAAGUCCUCAUCGUCGCGAGGUGGGGGGAAACUUGAUCGAUGACGACCCAUUUGAGGUUUUGGAUCCCCAAAAUUGGGUUGAUCCAGCAAAUAUGACCUGGGCUGACUUCAAAGCCCCACCUGGCACGACUUGGGCUGACCCCUCAAGAAAAGGUUCCAAUAGGAAUUUCAAUAUUGCACUCGUCACUGUCGAUUACGCAGAUAAACCUUUCACGAUUACUUUACCUACUGGAUCAACCAUUUUCAAUAAUCCACAGCCAUCUGCGGGUAACAUCUCACGAGAAGCUGUGCCGGGUUUCUAUCGAGACUUUUUGAAUACCCCCGGUGUACUCAAUAAAGGACAUACGCUUCACGAAUAUUGGAUGAGUGACUCUCAAGGUCGAUUUGGGGUGGACCUUACUGCAUUUGGUGCAUAUCGAUUGCCACUGGCAUCCUACCAGUACGGGAUCGAUGAUGACUUUAACACUGGUGCCUGUCCAGUCGCUGACCCGCCAUGCAACUUUGAGAUUCGAGGAGAUGCUCUUGCAGCAUGGCGUGCAGAAGUUGGAGAUGAUGUUGCAGAUUCUUACGAGCUCGUCUUUAUUCUUUCCGCCGGUCAGGACGAGUCAUCAACAUGGCAAGAGUUUGGAGAGAUGAAAUUCCAAACCAAGGAAGAUGUCCCAGAUUCUUUUGGCCCACCUGUAGGCAGCAAUGUAUCGCAUGUUAACUAUGCGAAAACCAGAUAUGUGGAAUGGUCUUCUUUCGCAGCCUCGUCGACCAUCUGGCCAAAUGCAGGAGGUGGAUCCAGUACACAAGCAGAAAGCUCCGGAAUGGCAACUUAUGCACAUGAAUUGAGCCAUCUGUUGAACAUUGGAGACAAUUACAACAACCCAUAUGGUGUACCUCUACGUCGCGCUUAUACUGGGCCUUGGUCCAUGAUGUCUCGAGGAAGUUUCAACGGACCUGGAGGACCCCAUACAAGAUGGCAAAUUCCAGCCCAAGAAGGAGGUUCCUUGGGAUCACAUCAUACUGUAAGGGAUAAAGCUCAACUAGGACUCAUUGGAGAUGAGAGUAUUCUUCAAGUAUCACGAGAAGCAUUGCCUAGUUCCGGCCCAGUCACAGCCCAAAUCACAGCUCGCGCGGUGGACCCUGGCCCAACCAGUCUCUUGGGUAUCAGAGUCGAGAUGGAUAGUGAUAACUCUCCCACGUGCAGUAUUAACACUGACGUGUUUUGUGACGGUGGCGGUUAUGAUGCUUAUUUUCUUGAAGUGAUUGAUCGGAUGGGUGCUGAUUCUUUUACUCCGGAUCAUGGUGUGAUGAUCAGUAAGAGUAAGGAAGACCGAGGCGGCAUGUUCCAAUGGACGAUUGAUGCGAAUCCUCAAGAUAUUGAACUUCUUGACUUCUACAGACCGGAUGGCACACCUUCUUAUAUCACUCUGGGUGAUUACCGACAAUUGGCCGAUGCCCUAUUUCAUGCUGGCACUGGAUCUGGAAGCGAAUUUGAAUAUGUCGAUACGGCGAAUAGACUGCACUUCUAUAUCAUCGACAUUCAUCGCGACGAUACUGGGGUUCUUUCAUAUACAACUGCUGUUCGAUCAACCACGAACGGGACCAGUUCUCACGUACAUGGAGUGGCUCUUCUUCCUGGGCUCGCAAAGGAAGCACGAAGUGCAACAAUCCAAAAUGGAGCCACUUGCUCUUUCCAGCUCUCCAAUAGUGGUACUUUCUCGCCUACAGCUAUGGAAGCUGGACACCCUGGCGAUGUUUCGGCACACCUCAAGUCCGACGUAUAUCGUCUGAAGGCUGAGGUCGAAGGCUCUGGGUGGAAUGUUAUAUUGCGUAACGAGUUGGUAGCUGUUGAGUUUGGAAGUUCGGUCACGGUGCAGGCUGCGAUUGCUGCUGCGGAUGGUGCUUCCGAAUCUCCCAUGAUUAAGUUGACUGCUAUAUCUGAAAUUGAUCCCUCAGUUUCGGCAACUACUACUUGUUUGGUGGGUUAG
Hymenoscyphus albidus is the source of this 2064-nucleotide messenger RNA. The record is from the annotation of a GenBank genome assembly. NCBI's taxonomy places the organism in Eukaryota, Fungi, Ascomycota, Leotiomycetes, Helotiales, Helotiaceae.